Molecule: messenger RNA, 312 nt
Organism: Linnemannia hyalina
Lineage: Eukaryota; Fungi; Mortierellomycota; Mortierellomycetes; Mortierellales; Mortierellaceae
Source: the annotation of a GenBank genome assembly
AUGAGGUCGACUCCUUAUGAUCCUCCCCACUCUGGACCUUCCAACAAGACUGCUCAGCUCCAGCAGCAGGUCAACGAUGUCGUCGGAAUCAUGCAGCAGAACAUUGACUCUGUCAAAGACCGCGGAGAGAAACUUGACACACUUCACCACAAGACUGCCGAUCUCGAACAGGGUGCGGUUCAGUUCAGGAGGGGUGCCUCGGGAGUGCGUCGCCAGAUGUGGCUCAAGAACAUGAAGUGGCGUAUCGCCAUUAUCCUUGGAGUCAUCCUCCUCCUCGUCAUCAUCAUCGUCCCCAUCGUCAAGUCCAAGUAA